Molecule: messenger RNA, 3749 nt
Organism: Amphibalanus amphitrite
Lineage: Eukaryota; Metazoa; Arthropoda; Thecostraca; Balanomorpha; Balanidae
Product: translation initiation factor IF-2-like
Exons: 2
Coding region: 1188-2207 (339 amino acids)
Source: RefSeq, a predicted model, not a curated record
CAGAGGGUCGCGCGAGACAGAGUCGCGCGAGAAAGAGAGAGAGAGAGAGAGAGUCGCACGAGAGAGUCGUGCGACAGAGUCGCGCGAGAAAGAGAGAGAGAGAGAGAGAGAGUCGCACGAGAGAGUCGUGCGAGAGAGUCGCGCGAGAAAGAGAGAGAGAGAGAGUCGCACGAGAGAGUCGUGCGAGACAGAGUCGCGCGAGAAAGAGAGAGAGAGAGAGAGUCGUGCGAUGAAGCGCCCGAGAGCGCCGGUCGGCACGCGAGGGGUGGACCGCCGCCGCGCCGUGGGUCGUGGGGAGGGACGGGGCUGGGGGAGGGCAAGGCAGGCGUUUGAUUGUGUUUGUCCGGGCACUGGGGAGGGAUGGGUCUCGGGCUGGGGAGGGAAUGUGUUUGCGCGGGUGUGGGACGGGGACAAUGACCGGGGUUUGGGAGUAUGACCGGGGGAGGGGAGUUUAAAUGACGAGGGAGAGAGACGACGGACGAUGCGGCGGAGGAAAGGAGACGUGACGGAAUAAGGGAGCGAUCAGAUGACAGCAAACGACUGAGCGAGCGAGCGCAUGGAAAUGUUGGCCCCGAACACAUGACCGAGCAAGUGCCAGUCAGGCGCGGAAUACCCUAUCCGCUGAACAUCAAGGUCCGAGGAUCACGACGCAUUUGCUCAAAUCACGUGUUCGCGGCCAAUUACUGAGGUAUGUUUGGGGCGCACGCGGGAAAAGGGUUAUGGACUUGGUGAGGAGGAGGGAUGACGGAUUGUGAGUGAAAGAGCAGGGUCUGAGACUGAUAUUGAGACUGAGACAGAGACAGAGACGGAGACAAAGACAGAGACAGAGACGAAGGCUGAACAGAGAGAGUGAGAGAGAGAGAGAGAGUAAGCGAUAGAGAAUAGAGAGACAGAGAGAGAGAGAGAGAGGGAGAGAGAGAGAGAGGGGAGAGAGAGAGAGAGAGAGAGAGAGAGAAACAGACGAAUGAGAGCGGGGAGUGCAUGGAUGUGUGAGACCACCAGCUAACGUGAGUGGUGGAUGUCGGCCCGGUUUUGGGUUAGGCAUGCUGUAUUACAACUGUGGUUAGACUAGUUUCUACAUGGUGGUGGACUGGUUCGAGGUUUCGCUGUCAUUAAUAAAAAUCCACAUUCCCAUUCAAAAUUAUCGAACGGUCACAAACCUUUCCCCAUAGUGAAUGCUGUAACAGAUGAAGCGUAAUAAGGUAACUACAUUUAGUCAGAUUUCAUGUGAACCGAGGCUGCAAGUGUUAAUGAUUCAGAAAAAUGUAUGCCGCAGAGUGUCGCGAUGUGUGUAUGUGUGUUAUGUACGGGCCGGAAUGAUUGAGGGGAGGGAAAGCCCCUGCUCUCCCACGGGCGACGGCGGUGAUCCGUUCUCCAACUCGCCGCACCGUACGCCAGCCGCCCCGCCGCUCCCGGCGGCGACUACUGCCGCAGCAAGUCGGGGGCGGUGGGCGCGCGGCCGCCGACCCCGCCGCUCCAGCCGUCUGCCCGGCUGCCCGGAAGCCGCGGCGCCCAAGAGCCGCGGUGGUACGGGCGGCUGCGCUCGGCUGCCGACCCCGCCGCUCCAGCCGUCUGCGCGGCUGCCCGGAAGCCGCGGCACUCAAGAGCCGCGGCGGUACGGGCGGCUGCGCGCGGCCGCCGACCUCGCCGUUCCGGCCGUUCACCUCGCCUCCCGGUCCGCCGCAGCAUUCAAGAGCCGCGGCGGGAGGGACGAAGCUCUACCGCCCAUCUCGCUGCCCAAAAUGCCCGCUGCCCCGCGCCGAUCCCGCGGCUACUACUGCCGCGCCAGCUCGGGGCGGCGGCACUCGCCCACGGACCUCCGCCCGCCCGUCUCCAGCGACGAUAACGCCCGCGGCAGGACGGGAGCGGCGGCGCUCAUACGGCCAUCAGGCCGCGCGAUCCGCCAGCCGUCCCGUCCAGCCCCCGGCAGUACGGCGGGCGGCGGAGCUCGGCCCGUCUCACCACCGCGCCGGUCAGCAGCCUGCGGCCGCCCCACUGGAAACCGCGGUGCCAAUGGCCGCGGCGGUACAGUGUGUGACGGCGGCCGGGCCGGCCGACCUGACGGCCCCGCCGGCUCUGCACGGGCUGGGAUACAGCCGAACCACCUGUCGACAGCCGCCCGAUCCAGAACCAGCGGCCCGAGUAUCCGCGGCAGCAUAUGGUCGGGCGGCAGCUUCAGGUGCCGGCCGUGCAGAGGCGCCACAUGACAGCUCCCGGGGGUCGACGCCCUCCACCGGUGGCGUACCCAGCUGGCGGCAGCGUGACAGGCGGCGGGCACGGCGCACCACCCGCGCACAUGAGCCGCCGCCGUCGCCGCCGCCACCGCCACCUGGUGGUUGAUCGACGCCCUAUACCGGUGGCGUACCAAGCUGGCGGUAGCGUGACAGGCGGCGGGCACGGCGCACCACCCGCGCCAAUGAACCGCCGCCGCCGCCGCCGCCACCGCCACCUGGUGGCGCGACCCCGGGACGCCUGGCGGGAGCCGUCCAACUCUGAGGCGGGCUUGGCAGGAGGAGACGGUCGCCACGACACCUAGCGGCGCGCGAGCACGCACCUUACAAACGGGGGCAGUAGCUGCAGCUCGGGAGGUCCCGGACUGUGGCGGUGGCGCUGGGAUGAAGGUACGGCCGCCCAAGAAGGCGGCCAUCUAUCCAGGUGUCCACCGCCCGCCACAACCGGCCAUGGGCAGCAGCGUGCGCCCCCGGCAGUGCAUCGCGCGCCGCCGUUCGAGGCGGCCUGUGCAGCGCGGAUAAACUCAGGGCGGAAAGGAAGGAGCGGAAUGAACUCGAGGUGAUGCGGGCGAGCGGAUCAGUGCGGGUCACGGAUUGGAGCGGCGAACAAUACGGCAAGCGUGUGAUGCGAUUGGCAGGAGAACGGACACGGACAAUCAUUGAGAGGGAGCUGGGGGCUGGGCGAUCGAGUGUAAUGAACUGAUGUAAGUUGGAUGUAUGUGGUAUGAAUGAAUCAGGCAGGAUAAUUAUUGAUAUAGACCAUAGCGAAAGCUUCACCUGGAGAGUAAGGGGACCCCUUUUUGACCGUUCGAGGGAGGGGGCAUUAUUAUGUAAGGGCAAAAUUUAGCGCGACGUGUACGUCGGAGAGGAGCGGCGGGCCGGGGUACCAGAGUGCGUGUAAGGCCAGUCCGCCGUAUGAUAGCCUCCGGCGGGAAAGGCGUGCCCGCCGGGUGAAAGGCUGCGGCUGGCCGGCACCUGGGACUCGCGGGCCCGUCUCUCGGGGCAUUUGCCAGUGCGGUGUCGUCGGGGCAACAUCUUUCGGUAAGCGAACUUUUCCCUCCCCCCUAAAUUAACGCCGCAGCGCCCAGGCGCUGCGGAAGUCCCCGACAAAUGUCCUGGAUUUCAUUUGGCUUUCCGACCCGCCGCAAAUAGCGGUGGGCACCCCCGUUAUAUCCAGGACAGUCCCAUCUAAAUUAUAAUUAAUCGGCGCGGCGCGUGGCGUAUAUGAGUGAGCGAUUGUAAGUGUGAUGUAUAUAGUGUGCGUGAGGAAAAUGGUCCGAGAGAAUGACACUUCGUCCCGCGAGACCAAAAUACAAUGUAAUGGGAAUGUGAGCCAAAUCUUUCAAUGGGGUAAAGGCAGAUGCCGGGCUGAUACACGGUGAACGUGAACGAACAAUCAUACGGGCCGCUUAGUUUAAUACACCCGGGUGGCAGGCGGGCAUUGUAGAGUAACUUUGAUUAACGUAAUGUCUGUACAUGGGGGGAACCAUUAAAAGGUUGCCGGUUCCGAUGCUUGAA